This is a messenger RNA of Portunus trituberculatus (swimming crab), 6558 nucleotides long. RefSeq names its product cyclin-dependent kinase 9-like. Gene Ontology annotation, biological process: protein phosphorylation. Gene Ontology annotation, cellular component: nucleus. The record is from RefSeq and is a predicted model, not a curated record. The coding region runs from base 543 to 1604 and encodes 353 amino acids. The transcript has 8 exons. Lineage: Eukaryota; Metazoa; Arthropoda; Malacostraca; Decapoda; Portunidae. Gene Ontology annotation, molecular function: cyclin-dependent protein serine/threonine kinase activity; ATP binding.
GAGUGUCUCCGUGCCGCGGCCUUGACGGAGUGAGUAGGUACUUCAAUUCAAUCUCCCGUACUUGUCAGACUCUAAAUUUUUUUAUAGUGCAUACUCUUCGGCCACGUACAUUGACUUAAUUUCCACGUACAAUGAUGUAAUUAGCACGUACAGUCUCUUUUUGUAUGUAUUCCUAUCUUGUUAGCUUCAGUCACGUACACUUGUCAUGCACGGUUGUUUUGAUUGGUAGUACGUGCUGUGUGGACUGCCACGCACACAUUGAACCACCACUGACUCCUUUGUCAUGUGCCCUCAAUGACUGACACGUACACUACACUCCUGUUCAGUGGUCUAACUGGGUGGGGAGCGACAUUUGGGUCCUCACAGUUUUCAAUUUUACGUUAUUAUCACUGCUUGGAGUUGAUUAAGCCCAAACUCAUAUAACUUGAUACACAUAGACUUAGCUGUGUCUUUAUUCAUGAAAAAGAAAACAGUUAAAUUGGGAGGUGUUCAAGGCUCGACACAAGAAGACAAAGAAAGUCGUAGCCUUGAAGAAAGUUCUCAUGGAAAAUGAAAAGGAGGGUUUCCCCAUCACUGCCCUUAGGGAGAUCAAGAUCCUGCAACAGCUCAAGCAUGACAAUGUUGUAAAGCUAAAUGAAAUCUGCCGGACAAAACCAUCUGCAUUCAACCGCUGGCGUUCCACAUUCUACCUUGUGUUUGACUUCUGUGAGCAUGAUCUGGCUGGGCUGCUGUCAAAUUACAAUGUGAAAUUCAGCCUUGGGGAGAUCAAGAAGGUGAUGCAGCAGCUCCUUGAGGGACUCUUCUACAUCCACAGCAGCAAGAUUCUCCAUAGAGACAUGAAGGCAGCAAAUGUUCUCAUCACAAAGUCCGGAACCCUCAAGCUGGCAGACUUUGGCCUUGCUCGAGCCUUCUCCCAGCGCAAUGGUCAGCCAAACAGGUACACAAAUCGCGUGGUGACCCUGUGGUACCGCCCCCCGGAGCUCCUGCUGGGGGAGAGGAACUACGGGCCGCCCAUUGAUCUAUGGGGAGCAGGGUGCAUCAUGGCCGAAAUGUGGACACGUACCCCCAUCAUGCAGGGUAGCACUGAGCAGCACCAGCUCAACCUGAUCUCCCAGCUGUGUGGUUCAAUUACCCCUGAAGUGUGGCCAGGGGUGGAGUUGCUGCCUCUUUACUCCACCAUGGAACUCCCUAAGAACCACAAGCGCAAGGUGAAGGACAGACUCAAGCCCUACGUGAGAGACCCCUAUGCUUGUGACCUCAUAGACAAGAUGCUCACCCUUGACCCAGCUAAGAGGAUGGAUGCAGAUUCUUCCUUAAACCACGACUUCUUCUGGGUGGAUCCUCUGCCGUGUGACCUGGGCAAGAUGCUGUCCCACCACACCCACAGCAUGUUUGAGUUCCUGGCACCACCGCGACGAGGGAAGCAACCACAGCAGCAGCAGCCCGCACAGCCACAGCCAUCACAAGCAGCUCACUCCUCACAGCAAUCCCAAUCCUCACAGUCUAGCCAGUCACAGCCAGGAGGGUCCAGACGGCCAGGUCACCGCUCCUCCGCCUCCGCCAGUGUAGCCAGUAUGUCCUCGUGCCCUGAGAGAAUAUUCUGAGCUGUGUUUCAGUAUUCCAGUUACUCCCUGUGUACCAGUGUUGCCUCUAUACUCUACAGUGCCCUGGUGGCUGUGGAGUUAUGGGUGUUCUUGUUUUGUAGAGGUCCUUCCCUUGCAGUAUUAUUGAGAUAGGCCUCUGUGUGUCUGAGAGCAUGUAUGGAGGUCUUGGGUCAGUGGUUACAGGAUGGAGUGUUCGUCUUGGUGCAGUGAAUUCUUGAGUAUUUUUUUUAACACUGCAUUAAGAAAGGAUUGCUUGUCUUGGCCCUGUGGAAUUUGAGUAACUGAGUGUUUGUGUCAAUGCAGUGAAGUCUUAUGGCUAUUUUGACACUACUGAAAAAGAGAUCGAUUGAUAUUUGAAUUUCCGUUUCAUCACUGAAAUCAAGUGUUAUUGUGGCACCGCUUCACUUAAGGAUUGGUUAGAAUAUUGGUGCAGUGAAAUUCAGUGUUAUGAUGCUGUACUGAGGAGGAAUUAGAUUAUUGAUUGGGUAUUUUGUAUUGGUGUUGUGGAAAUAUGAUGACAGUAACAUUACGGUCAGUGUGGAGGCGAGGGAGGUCUUGGCAAAUGAGUUAGUAUAAUGGAGUGAUGUAUUCAGUUAUUGUAUUGCUGUGAAGGACUGACCCUGUGUGUUUGGGAGACAGUGUGAGCUGCUAUGGUGAAUCCGAUUGGCUGCGUCGAUGGUAAUGUAAAUCGUUCUCUCUGAUUGAUCACUUGUCGCAAAACAAAGUACAUGUUGUUGAUAUGCAUACAAAAAAGUUGAGUACAAGAUGAAAGCAACAGGUGCAAAUGUUUUACAAAUGUUUUUCUUUCUAAGGGAUUGUUUAGUGUGAAAAGACAAAAUUUAUGCUACUUUUAGUUGUUUCUGAGCCAGCAAUGAAUGGUUCAGAGUUAUUGAAAUAAUUCUGCAUCCUGUGUUAUAUAAGGACUGUAUUCUGAAACACUUCUGCACCACACUACUACUUUCAAGAGGCUGUAAUUGAAGUGACAUAGGUUAUCAAGUGUGUAUGUAUGGUUUCAGUGACAGAUAAUCCAUAUCUCUAUAUUAUUAACAGGAGAAACACUUUUGAAAACUCAGCUAGUCACUUCUAUGAACCUUGAAAAUAGUUAUGGUGAGAGAGCAAAGCGUUCAGAACACAGACCUGAGCUGUGUGUCGUAAAGUAACUGUAUGUACAACUAAACUGUUCCGUCACGUCUGAGAGUGUGGCGUCCAACCCUUGCUUACCACUCACUGCUACUCACCCCAGCAUAGCACAGUGCAGCAAACUUCUCCCUUGGCUCAUGACGGCCAUCAGAGGAAACCAAACAUGAAGAUGGGUCAGUAGAUUUAUCACUUAAACAAGCUUAUAACAAACAGGUGGUAGUGAGUGUAGGGAAUGUCGGGGUGUUUUGUAGGUCCUGGUGAGAUUUAGUUUGUGAUCACUUCCUUGGCUAUGUCUCUCUCCCAAACUUAAAUCAAACAGGUGAGUGUAGGGAAUGUCCAGGGGCUGUCUAGGUCCUGGUGGAGAUUUAGUUUGUAUUUGCUUCCUUGGCUUUGUCUCUCUCCCAGGUUUUCAUAAUGUCACUGCCAGACUCCUCUUGUGGAAGUAAUAUAUUCAGUACCUGAUAUUUAUGUUCUGUGUUCUCUGUUUCAUUUAUUGUUUACAUGUUAUUUGAGUCUUUUUCUUAGUUUCAUUUUUAUCAGAUUUAUAUUUUUUAGUAAUGUUACCAAUCAAGUCUGUAAGAUGGAAGUUAUGUUUGCUGUAAGAUAUUGCAAAUGUUGAUCACACUUUAGCUUUACAGGUGUUGAUGAUGGGAAGGCUGGCAUAGGUGAGUUGGUGCAUUUUGGUGUUGGCAGCACUCACUCUUACUAUCAUCUUUGUGUUCACCUCUUUGUACUUGGGAACUGUGGUAGGGUAAAUAAUAAGAAUGAUGAAAAUAGCUAAGAGACAAUGGGUAAUUCAAGUAGAGUAGGGCUUCUAAUACUGUCAGAAUGCCAUCACCUGUGUUGAUAAAAGCUUACAUUCCCAAAGUCAAUUGUUCUCACAGUGUCAUCCUUCAGUAUAGCUAAGCAAGGGUUGGAUGUGUUAUGAUCUUUUUUACUAUUUCGUUUACCAAAAGAAAAUAUCUCAUGAAAAAUGCUCUAUGGUGUAAGGAGAUUUCUUUAUUAUGAAUUCCAGUGCAAUCACAAAUCCCAGCAGAUCAUAUAGCUACAUUUUUAUGUAUAUUUUUUAAUCAAGGAUUUUCUUUGAAUUUUUUUUACCUGAGUUAACGUCACCAAUUCAAAAUGUAGUCCAUAAGCAAAGUUUAUGAGGAGGAAGUUGUAGUGCGUCCAUUGGUGAGGCAAAUGGACUGCCCUUAGUACCUGAUCUAUCUGUCUUUUGUACAUGGUAAAGAUAGUUUCUUCUCCCACUAGUCAUUGGGCAGUUGGUUUAUGGCUAUGCCUCUUCAGAGUACAAAUCAUACCCUGAGAGUAACUUUAAGGCUGAGUAUAUAUAAGUAAGUUAGGGAGGACACUUAAAAUGUACAUGUGAGUAUUGGAGUUAUUUUUUUGUAGUGUGUUUAGUGAUAAUCAAGGCCGACCAAGACUCAGACUUUGGCAAUGAUGUGUCUUAAUCAGUAAAUGUUAGAUGCAUGUUUCCCCUGAAUGUCCUGCCACCCUCAGGAAGAUUGCAUCAAGGGAUUGAUCUGAAUGGGGGAUGUGUUACUCAUGCAAAGUCUCUUUGAACCAUGGCAGGAACCUCAAGGUAAACAGGAGUCUGACAUAUUACCAGUUAGGUCAGCAGGUCACUAAACUAUGAGUGUGUUUCUGUCAGCCUUGUCUGUCCUAUUACACAAGCAGGAUGGACAGGACAGCUAGUUCCUUAUGGUGCAAAGUUAUUGGGUUGUGUUCAGAAACUUUUCUAUACCACACCACUGAUUGCAAAGGCACAAGUUGAAGUUACACAGGUUUUCAAGGAUGUUUUUUGCUUUUAAUGGCUGAUUGAUAAGAUUUCUACAUUAUCAAAAGGAGAAAUGCUUGAGAACCCAGCUAAUGAUCUUUGUGGCCUUGGAAGAUGAAUGUGAGGAGAGAGCAAUGUUUCUGAAUACUGACUAUUGUAUUGAGGUGCCGUGCUGGACUGGCUAUCUUGUCGCUCUAGUAAUUUCUUCCACUCGGUCAGUUCCCUUGAGCCAGUGAGGAGGGCAGGAUGGUGGCUGUGGUGUGAGAGAGACUGCUUUGGCAUCACAUCCCCAAGUGUCAUUGUUAUUUUUGCAGCCUGUGGUGUCUCUACUUAUCUAUUUGCUUCUUUUCACCUUCAUAUAUCUUUUUUUCAGCUUUCACUUUUCUCUCCUCCUUUCUUUUCUACUUACCUUCUUUUCUCCCUCCCUUUUAUCUCUCUCUCCUCCAGUGCAUCCAUAUUUAUCAUCAGUUAUUCUUAUUCUUCUUGAAAAGGUGGUGUGAAGUUUUGAGAGCCAGCAUUCACUGUAAUACACCUCAUUCCUCUAUUCCCUCCUUCAUAAAUACUUGCCUGGUCAUGAUAUGUGCAAUAGAAAUGCUUCCUAUAUGUCACCUCUCCUUGUCUACAGUAAUGUUUUAUACUGCGUAAUCACAAUCAUAGCUGCUGUCUUUAUCUCCAACCAAACCUUACAAUGCAGAUAAAUACAUACACGUCCUCUCUUACAAAUCCAGAUAGUGUUUUUGUAUCAUUACCUUCAACUGCAAACUCUUAACUCUUUACAUGCCACAGAUAGAUACAUACACAACAUCCUUUCAUACUAAUCUCGGUACUGCUUUGUUUUUUAUCUCAAUCAUCAUCACAGCCCUCACUGUUGCCACCCUGAGCCACCACCCUGUCCUUCCCUGCCCUUCCCGCUGCUUUCCAUUAGUUUUGCUGGCCCGGCAGUGACCAGCUGUGUAGGAGAGGAUGGCCCGGUGCCUUAUCCUGUCACUCUUACUGAAAAGGAUGAUAUUGUAGAGAUUUAGAGGUUUAUUUUGUAUAUUUUGUUAUCGUUUAUCCGUCACCUUGUUUUUUUCUCUAAAGGGAUUUAUAUUUAACACUCAAAAGUAGAUUAUUAUUAUUGGGGAAGGAAUUUGGUUUAACAUGACUAUUUCUUUUCAUUUUUUUUUCUUCUCUGGUAAAGUUAAUUCUUACCGUUUGUAUAAAGAAAGAUUACGAAACAAAGUCUGAAGGAGUUCUCAUUCUUUAUAUCUGUAAAUAUCAUAGCAUAUAUAUAUAUAUAGAAGACCUAAUUAAUUUAUAUGUAUGCGUGUGCACAGAGUACAUGUGAAGAGGUGUACUGUAAUAUGUAGCAAUAAGUUGAGAGGCCAGCUUGUCCCCUUCUGGAGGGCAGCUGGCAGACCAUGUACAAAGCCUUCACAGCAACCAGUGCCCACCACACACACACACACACACACACACACACACACACACACACACACACACACACACACACACACACACACACACACACACACACACACACACACACACACACACACACACACACACACACUGCAAUUUUAUUUUUAAGACCAUGUUAGAUGAAAAAAAAGGUAGAUUCUAGAGACAUUAUAACUCCAGAUUCACUCAAAUUCUGUAUGCUAGAAGUAGGUAAAUGCACAUACUCACACACACACACACACACACACACACACACACACACACACACACACACACACACACACACACACACACACACACACACACACACACACACACACACACACACCAGAGAGGAGUUUAGCGAGUAGCGUUCCAGUGUUUUUAAGUAAUCUAUAAUUUUCUAUAUAGGAUAAGCACGGCUUUAAGUAUCUGAGGCAAAUUUGUAGGCAACACAAAAUAUUUACUACCCCACCACCACCACCACCACCACCCCAAAAUACCACACCACAUAAAGGCUGACAAUGAAUAUACAAGGUUACCAUUUUUAAGGCAUUUUAGGGAAGUUCUCUUUUACUUUUAAUCAAUAUUUCUUUCUUAAUAAAUGAUAUAACCUGA